AUCGAGGACGGAAGAAUUGUUGAGGCGGCAUACUAACGUCUCGAGUAGUUUCUGGGUUGGCGUCAGGUUUGUCCGUCAUUGAAACGUCUUCGUUUGCAGUCAGUAAGGUUUAAACUCAGAGGUCGCUUGCUGUCCUUCAUCACCCGCGCCCCAAAUCUGCCUCCUGGGUCUUUAUCCUUCAUAUCCACGUCUUCUGUCCACUGGAGUUGAUGCUCCUGAGUCCUCACGUGCACUCGACAAGACUUGUUGCGUAUGUAAUCAAGCUAAUGCUUCAAAACUUGAAGCGCGCAUCCAGCAUGCGCAAACACGCGAUUAUAGUAUAUACGAUGUUCGCAUCCCAGAGCUAUUACACUCGCAUUGCAAUUGCGCCUGUCAUCCAUUCGAUCCUCGACCAUCCUCCCGUUGUUUGGAGGGACGAUGUCUGCAAAUACUACUACUAUCCACAUUUCCAGUAAGAAUCUCCUACUACUUAUUAAGUAUCUCGCCAUGAUGUAUACAUCGUGCUUCCUACCAGAUAUUGUCAUCCGCCUCGACGAUGCUUCGCACAAGAAGCUCGAAUUUGCCGAAUUGAAGCUUGAUUCACAGCGACCGGAAAUCCACCGUGUCUCAGACGAAGAUAGAGACCUUACUGCAAAGUUCGAUCCCGCUAUCGCGAUGACCACUGAGCGCGCUUCCUUGUCGGUACACUUCCGACACCAUAGCAUGGGCAUGCUUCAGCGGAAGACUACUGUGGAGUUUCCAUUGGACAAAAAAGACAUACUGUCCAAUCCAGUGGAUAAAGAUGGUAAACGAGAGUAUCGGACGACUAAGCGCAAGAUCACUGUCGUCGUUACAAUAUCACAGCUGCAGUCGACUAGCAGUGAUAUUCUAGAAAUUUGUCCAAGGUUCCGACUACUGGUAAUAGGCAAGACUGGAGUCGGAAAAUCAUCACUGAUCCAACAGGCAUUUAAAAUAAAUGAAGUGCAUGUUUCUGAACAUACGCGGGGCAAAGCAGAUAUCAACAGGGAAUUCGUCGCGCGAGAAAACGAGCGAUUUGUCCUCCACGACAGUGAGGGAUUCGAAGUUGGUGACAGCAGCAGUUUUGCGGAUGCAAAAGAGUUCAUUGGCUGCCGACGCGAAAUGCCCGAACUAAAGGACAAGAUACAUGCGGUCUGGCUCUGCCUCUCGAUACCUCAUGCCGAUGGACGGCUGCUCGAGAGCGGAGUAAAGGAGUUUCUAGAAUCGAGGAAGGAAAUAUUGGGAAAUAUUCCGAUCAUUGUCGUCUUCACCAAGCAUGACGUUCUCGUCGACAAAGUGGACUUUGAAGCUGAGGAAUCAGGAGAAUAUGAUGAAAACGCACUCGAAAAGCUCAAAAGAGAUGCUUUGAAUAAUCUGUGUGUAAAGCCACUCACAGAUGUAGCUGGAAGCGACGUCCUGCACGCAACGGUUUCCACGAAGAAUGGGUACGAGAGCACCGUACGACAGCUGAUCGAUCUCACAACCACGAACGUCGAACAAUUCGUGGACUCAGAAGCGGCAUUAGCCAUGAUGAUAGCUCAGCGGGUAAAUAUUGACCUUAAAGUCAAGGCGUCAAUCGCCGUCGGCAAGAAAAGAUAUUGGAGAGGCCUCGCUUCGAGCAUGAACUUCACGGGUUUCACCAUGUGGGACUGUUUGUCUUUGAUUCACAAGGACAUCAUUGCUGUGUGGAACUUCAAUGACCCUCGCUGUCACUUGGCCGAUGACAAGUUCAAAGAACUGCUUCUAAAAGAUCUGGAGAAGGACAACCUUCCGAAUACAGCAGGAACUUUUAAAUUCGGCCUCUCCGUGGUCGGGGCAAUAAUCGGUAUUUUGACACCGCUGGCAGCCCCGUUACUACCGAUCGUCGUGCCAAUUGCUGCAGGGGUGGUCGUGGCAAAGUGGGCUUAUGAUACUUAUCAACGAACAGACAUCGUCUUGCGGCGGAUCAUGACGUACAUCGUGGAUUUGACAUGUAUCAUGCAGAUCUUGUUCUUGCUAGCGCCAACAGGGUCCAUCUCUCGUCCCGUCGCCAAAAUCGCUAACAAAGCCUAUGAGGUGGCUUGCAAAAGUGAUGUCCACUCGGAGAUUCAAUCUUGGCAUAUGCCUGUAACUCCUAGUCGAAGAGACGAAGCGCUUGAGAAGAUUGUUGCACUGAUCGAGGUUCAUUCCAUCAAGGCUGACGAAGUUCAGGACCUGAGGACGAAGAUUGGGCCACACGUGGCGGGGUUGCAACUAGACGAAGAGUGGUAG
This is a messenger RNA of Suillus paluster, 2247 nucleotides long. RefSeq lists its product as uncharacterized. The record is from RefSeq and is a predicted model, not a curated record. The coding region runs from base 418 to 2247 and encodes 609 amino acids. The transcript has 14 exons. Lineage: Eukaryota; Fungi; Basidiomycota; Agaricomycetes; Boletales; Suillaceae. Gene Ontology annotation, molecular function: GTP binding.